AUGAAUGCAGCAGAUGACAUGGCGCGGUUGCGCGCAGUGCUAGGAGCGAGCGACAAGCAGACUCAGGGCUUCCUCCAGCCGCUGCUUCCUCUGCACGGUGUGCAGGAGCUGCUACUCACGUUCGUGCGGGACACAUCACGUUCGUUCGAGGACUGGGUCUGGGACCCACAAGUGCGACAAACACUCUUACAUAUGCGGGACGCUGAGCCGCAUUCGCACGCGCAGGGUAAAGACCUGGACCAGUGGUAUUCUCGUGCAGCAGAAGAGCGUCUUGCAGCCAUGACGCUGCAGAAUCUGGACGAUGUGACGCCUCCUGAGUUUCUGGAGGAGGCGGACAGAGCGCAAAGCGAUGGCAAGUCGAAAUUCAAGGAAAAGAACUAUUAUGCGGCAAAGAACGCCUUCUUAAAGAGCCUGGAGGCCGUGCUAAAGCACCAGCAGAGUGAAUACUACGGCAAAACUGUCCCUGCGGCGGAGUGGGACGAUCUAGACAUGCAAGAAAGAUACGUGACGCUGUGCAAUAACGUCGCGAUCUGUGGCAUCAAAAUGAAGGAUCGAUCGCUAAUCAACGAGUACGCAGCCAAGGCACUGGCGGUAGAGGAGACGUCCACCAAGGCGCUGUACGCGAUGGUCAAGCUGCGGCUCAUGGAGCGUCGCUUUAACGAAGCGAACGAGGUCGUUGAUAGGGCGUUGGGGUUUUACCCGGACAAGGCGCAGUUUUUGAACUUCCGCAAGGAGAUUGAGGCAGCCGAACGCAAGCAGGUGAUGGAGCAGGCAGAGCUAUCUGAGAUCAGAGCGGAGCAACUGCAAGCUGCGAUGGCUGCAGAGGCGGCAGGUUUAGCGUCAGGCCGCCCUCCAUUGUCGCAGGAAGAACGUGAGCAACAACUGCAAGACGCGGUACAGAAGAGAAUCGACAAUACUCCGCUGCCGACUAGAGAAGACGACACGUUUGCUGCUGCGAGACUGAACGUCUACUUUAUGAAGAUCAAACAAAGAAUGAUGGUCGACAUUCAUUCUUGUCACAACUCUGACAUGGGUGAAGAGCCUCUAUUUGAGUGCACUAUUGUGAACGCUGCUACGGGCAAAGUGCUUGCAAAUAAUGUGCAAGGCACUGCCAAGAAAAUUGUGAAGAACGAGGCGUGUAAAAUCGCCAUUGAGAAGCUCUGGCACGACAAGGAAGUAGCUGGCAAAUUGACACCUGAAGACGUGGCAUAUCUGGAGCGAUUCAAGAAAACGCCUCGACAGAUCGUCGACGAUGGACCUCAGUUGCCUGUACGCGUGAGUUGGCUAGAGCGACAACUCGAACCGCUGCCUUUACUGAACCAACUUACUCAGCGUAGGAGUCUUCAAGCUCGUUUUGAUAUUGAAGACGUGUCACCUAACAAAGAAGUCACCGAGUUCAAGUGCACGGGCUUUCUGAAUGGCGAACUGAUCACCUCAGCCAACGCUAUCAGCAAGAAGAAAGCCAAAGUGGAAGUCUCCAAGCAAUUGCUUGCUGCUGCAUUCGAGAAGAACUUGCUGCUCGUUUAUGACGGACCUGCAGAGGACGAUGAGCGAGACAGCAACGAGGCGCCAGCUCACAGGAAAUGA
This is a messenger RNA of Phytophthora infestans T30-4, 1587 nucleotides long. RefSeq lists its product as uncharacterized. The record is from RefSeq and is a predicted model, not a curated record. The coding region runs from base 1 to 1587 and encodes 528 amino acids. Gene Ontology annotation, molecular function: protein binding. The transcript has 2 exons. Lineage: Eukaryota; Oomycota; Peronosporomycetes; Peronosporales; Peronosporaceae.